AUGUGUCUCGUCAAUGAUAUAUCGUUGGAAAUCACUGUCGUUAAUAGUGGCUCCGAGACUGUGACCGUACAGUCACGGGGCCAGCAGAAGUUCCUCGCCCCAUGGGGUCCUUCAGCUACCGAAACGAAUACCCUCGACGGUCGCCGCAGGGUCAUUGAUCAGUCAGAGCUGAAUCGUCUGCCCACAUCAAGUUUUCUCAUCGUCAAUGCCGCGACUGGUAAAAUGAUGCACAGGCAACAGACCAGCAUCUGCCAAUUGCGGCAUGCGAAAACCGACCUGAGAGCCAAGAUGGAUGAGUUGGUCACUUUGAAACCUGGAAUCCCAUUACGCCCUGCUGCCCCGCUACUCCGUCGCGGAAUCGCGCUUCCAGCUGAGCAGCCACGACUGAGGCUGGGAUCCAUUGCGCCUAACUUCCAGGCGAAGACCACCCAUGGCGACAUGGACUUCCACAAGUUCUUGGACAACAAGUGGACUAUCCUCUUCAGCCACCCUGCCGACUUCACACCCGUGUGUACGACUGAGCUUGGAGCCUUUGCGAAGCUCAAGGAUGAAUUCGAUGCGCGAGGCGUCCAGAUGAUUGGCUUGAGCGCCAACGACCUGAGCUCUCACGACCAGUGGAUUGCCGAUAUCAACGAGACCUCCAACACCACCGUGCAGUUUCCCAUCAUCGCCGAUGCCGACCGCCACGUCGCUUUCCUCUACGAUAUGAUCUCGCAAGACGACCUCGAUGCGCUCCAGAAGAACGGCGGCAUUGCCUUCACCAUCCGCUCGGUAUUCAUCAUCGAUCCAGCGAAGAAGAUCCGUCUUACAAUGUCAUACCCCGCGAGCACCGGCAGGAACACCGCGGAGGUACUGAGAGUCAUCGACAGCUUGCAGACAGGAGACAAGAAGGGCAUCGCUACACCCAUUGACUGGCAGAAGGGCCAAGACGUCAUCGUGCCACCCAGCGUCAGCACUGAGGAUGCCAGGAAGAAGUUUGGUGAUGUCAGGGAGGUCAAGAAGUACCUGCGCUUCACUAACGUCGGGCAAUAG
Molecule: messenger RNA, 1032 nt
Organism: Alternaria hordeiaustralica
Lineage: Eukaryota; Fungi; Ascomycota; Dothideomycetes; Pleosporales; Pleosporaceae
Exons: 5
Coding region: 1-1032 (343 amino acids)
Biological process (GO): cell redox homeostasis; cellular oxidant detoxification; cellular response to oxidative stress
Cellular component (GO): mitochondrion; cytosol
Molecular function (GO): thioredoxin peroxidase activity
Source: RefSeq, a predicted model, not a curated record